Messenger RNA from Rhodamnia argentea, 450 nucleotides. RefSeq lists its product as uncharacterized. The transcript is spliced from 5 exons. Gene Ontology annotation, biological process: double-strand break repair. Lineage: Eukaryota; Viridiplantae; Streptophyta; Magnoliopsida; Myrtales; Myrtaceae. Bases 46 to 399 code for a protein of 117 amino acids. The record is from RefSeq and is a predicted model, not a curated record. Gene Ontology annotation, cellular component: site of double-strand break; nucleus.
AAUCAUGAGUUGAAAUUCUUCUUCCCAUCCCCAGAUGCAACCACCAUGGAAGCUCCGAAGAAAUGGAGCGUCACCUUCACGAAGCACCUGAAGCAGAAGCGCAAGGUCUAUUGCGACGGCUUCCUCUCUCUCCAUACCUCCACCGGAAAGGUAAUGCUCUACGAUGACAGCGAGCAGUUGCUGGAAUGCAGGAUUUUGAAGAAUGAUGAAGUUGUUAGUUCUGGUGAGACACUGGCGUUCAAUUCUUAUUUGGUUGAUGUUGGAGAGCCUGAAGAAGGGCAGAGGCCUCUAGAUGAUACUUAUAUUCGCAGCCGAGAAAAUAGAGUUCCUAAGGGAAGAGCUUCCCUUCACAGAAACAAGUUCGUCAAAUUAUCAGAUUGUGCCGUCGGAAUGUCGUGAUCAUCCACGUGUGUUACUGAAUAAUCCCCUUGGCUUAUGUUUUAAGAAGAU